GGCAACGCCAAAAACCUGACGUCACAUACGCAAGUCUUGUAAUUUGUGUGAUUGCGGCCAUUUUGUUUCAAGUUUCAAGAGGCGAGUGUGCUUGCCUUCACAUUUCGUGGGAUUUUUUCUCUGAAAACUUGCAAACAAAACCCGCGUCGAAACAUUUUCAUUUCGUUCAUUUUUGUGGGAUACAAAUCCGAUACGAAGGUACCAAUCACGACAUAACAACACGCAAUCCGACCAAAGUGUUCUGUGAGUGUUUUUCUUUCUGCACGUCGCCGUGUCGAAGGAGAAUUACAGGAAAAAGUGUUGGAAACGAGCGCCGCCACCGCACUAGGGAAAACCGAACGGGCAGACAAGCAGAAAAGUUCUUAUCCGGGCCAACGGCAACGACCAGAUAAUCAAUCGCACGCAACGGGAUCGCGAUUUUCUUGCAGUAUUUAAUCGCAAAGUGCAUUUGUGCGGUAGAAUCUGAGCCAGACGGAAAAUCAGCAGAAUUGGAAAAUUCUUAUCGGCGCCGUCAUCGUUUGUGUGAAUCGUUUGAGUCAUAUUUUCCGCAAAACGUAAUAGGAAUUCCGUGUCAGCGGCCGUGUGCGGUGUGAUUUUGCUGUGUUGUAAUUUUUGGGCGGAAUUGAGUUUGGAGCUCGGCCGCGGGUUUUCGAGAGUGUGAUCCGAGUACGACGUGUGUGAAAGAGGCCUGCGUUCGCCAGCCAGCCACCGUGUGCCGGGAAAAAGUCUACAGCGGGCCGCGUGAGGAUAGCGACGUCGCCGACGAUGGAGGACAAAGAAAUCACCAAGGAUCUGGACCAGUGGAUCGAGCAGUUGAACGAGUGCAACCAGCUGACGGAGACGCAAGUGAAAACCUUGUGCGAUAAGGCAAAGGAAAUUCUAUCAAAAGAAUCAAACGUUCAAGAAGUCAAAUGUCCAGUAACAGUAUGCGGCGAUGUACACGGUCAAUUUCACGAUUUAAUGGAAUUAUUUCGGAUAGGAGGCAAAUCGCCAGAUACAAAUUAUCUAUUCAUGGGCGAUUAUGUUGAUCGUGGCUAUUAUUCCGUCGAAACAGUAACACUUUUGGUAGCACUUAAAGUGCGUUAUCGUGAAAGAAUCACCAUUUUGCGUGGUAAUCACGAAUCACGACAGAUUACGCAAGUGUAUGGCUUCUAUGACGAGUGCCUACGAAAAUAUGGCAAUGCGAAUGUUUGGAAAUAUUUCACGGAUCUAUUUGACUAUUUGCCAUUGACGGCAUUAGUCGAUAGUCAAAUAUUUUGUUUGCACGGAGGUCUUAGUCCUUCUAUUGAUAGUUUGGAUCACAUUCGAGCAUUAGAUCGGCUACAGGAAGUACCACAUGAAGGGCCUAUGUGUGAUCUUUUGUGGUCAGAUCCAGAUGAUAGGGGUGGCUGGGGUAUUUCACCACGUGGUGCCGGCUAUACAUUUGGACAGGAUAUAUCAGAAACUUUCAAUCACACAAAUGGUUUAACGUUGGUAUCACGUGCACAUCAGCUAGUAAUGGAAGGGUAUAAUUGGUGUCAUGACCGCAAUGUUGUCACAAUUUUCUCAGCGCCAAAUUAUUGUUAUCGGUGUGGUAAUCAAGCAGCCCUAAUGGAACUAGACGAUUCACUUAAAUUUUCAUUCCUUCAAUUCGACCCAGCACCGCGACGUGGAGAACCCCAUGUUACGCGAAGAACACCCGACUAUUUCCUUUAAGCGAAAAACAGCAACAAAAAUAACACAAGAAUCAACAACAAAAAUAAUAUUAAAAAUAAUAAAAAUAGUAAUUAUAAUGAAUAUACAAAAAAUAUAUACGCAAAAAUGAAAAGGAAACAAGAAAGAAAACAGUUUAUUAUAAUUAUUAAUAAAACAAACUAUUAUUACAUUUAAUUGAGAAAAGAGGAAAAUAAAUGCAAUUAAAAACAAAACAAAAGCAAACUCUUUACUAAAGCAAAGAUUUGAACAUGAGGCAAACUGAAAUGGAAGUAGAAAAGGAAAAUACAAUACUUGAAAAGAAAGAAAAGUAAAUAAAAUGGAAAAACUGUUUACAUAAAUUUAUUACUAUAAUUAAGCGAUAUAUUAAAUUAAAUAUAAAAGAAAUAACUAAAUUUAAAUAAACAAGAUGAUGCGUAGUUUAGGGCAAGAUUUCUUCUUCUGGUUGAACUCAACAGCAACAAAGUAGAAAUGAAACCUUUUUUCUCACACAAACACGAAAUAUACGAAUACGUAAAAAUUUACAUUUUCCACAAAACACAAAACAAAACUCUUACAGAGAAAUGUUGAAUCAGAUUUGCAGUUAUUCGCAGAGGAAAAGUUCUCCAUUCCCGGAGAAAGAACGGCAAAUAGAAAUCGAUUCGCAGUAAAAGCGAACUUUAUAUCCUUUUGUUUUCUUUGCCAUCUUGUGAUUUCAAGAGCAGUUUUUACACAUACACAAAUGUAUGAAACAUUGUUAGUAACAAUAAAGUAAACCUAAGGAAGCAAGUACACGAUGACUGAUGUUAGCGCGCGAAAUGGAAACAAUGUUAGAAAUGUAACAAUCUGAACAGUUUUAGGAGAAGGAAAGUGAAAAAGUGACGAUGACCUCUUCACACCAAUUAAAUCUGUUGGACUAUUUUUUAUCUUUUAGGAGAAUAUGUGAAUUUGAAAGUUUUCUUUUUCUAUUAACAUGAAAAGUAAGAGAAAAAAAGAAAUGCUUAUGCAUCUAGUAUCCAACAGCAUUUUUUUAAAAUGGAAAACUAUUUGUUAAAUUGAAGUAAAAAUUCUAAUGCUACUGGCCGAUUAAAAAAAGGAAAAAUUCAAAUAAACAAAAAAAUGGAACAAUUUAAAAUAAAGAACCACCUAUUAAAGGGA
Molecule: messenger RNA, 2829 nt
Organism: Hermetia illucens (black soldier fly)
Lineage: Eukaryota; Metazoa; Arthropoda; Insecta; Diptera; Stratiomyidae
Gene: mts
Product: serine/threonine-protein phosphatase PP2A
Exons: 4
Coding region: 766-1695 (309 amino acids)
Biological process (GO): mitotic cell cycle; peptidyl-serine dephosphorylation
Cellular component (GO): cytosol
Molecular function (GO): protein serine/threonine phosphatase activity
Source: RefSeq, a predicted model, not a curated record